Lactuca sativa (garden lettuce) is the source of this 2235-nucleotide messenger RNA. RefSeq lists its product as uncharacterized. Lineage: Eukaryota; Viridiplantae; Streptophyta; Magnoliopsida; Asterales; Asteraceae. The record is from RefSeq and is a predicted model, not a curated record.
CUUUACACGUUUCCUCUAUCUCACACACUUUAAGGUGUUUUACUGUGUGUGUUUUUUUAUUUUUAAAUAUUUUUUUUAUCAAUAUAUAUUUUUUUAUUGAUAUGCUCCCCACGACUUAGAAGGCUAAAGCCGGUGUUGGAGUGUUGUUAUCACCACUCAUUCUCCCACCAGUUCUUGAUGAUUAUUUCAUCUUCACAAUCGCCAAUUUCUUUUCUUCAUCUUUACAUUUGAAUAUCUUUUCACUCUCAUCUGUAAUUUGGAGUGUGAAUUAUUAUCCUAUAAUAUAUACACGAGGGUUUCGUGAGAUUUGAAUGAAAUCUACGAUUUAGUUUACUCGAUAAACACAAUUAUAAUUGAUCGAUCACUUUUUUUUUAUCUCUUUAAUGCAGAUCAAUAUGGUGAUCCGGUUUGAUUAGAAUCUUCUGGGUUUGAGUAUUUUUUACAUUUUCUUCAUUCGAAUUGGGGAAUGUUCUUUCCUUAAUCUUCUAUCCACCUAUCAUCAACGACCACAUCCACACACAGAAAGAUUUUGUUCAAUUUCAUUACUUUAAUCGUUAUAUACAGAAUUCCAGAGUGUUCUUAUCUGCGUUUGAUUCUGUUUUCAAUCUUUUUGGUGGGAUUUUGGUAAAAAUGGGUUGCGCGACAUCGAAGCAACGACCGGUGUGCCGGAACUGUAAAGGGCCAUGUGCUCCGAUUACCCGAAGCUAUUCAAUGCACGUCCACCACCCGCCUCAGAGUGAUGGCGACAGCUACCAUGUCGUUGCUCUUAAAUCCACCACUCUCGGAUACCUUCAGCUCGAUCCAUCGUACUCCAAUGAGGCUCGCAGUGCGAAAAAUCCAGGCGUCGUUCAGAUUCAUCAAGAUCCUCUCCGACAAAAUGAGAUACAUGAUAAGGAAAGUAACGAAUUUGCAGUCGGCGUGAUUGACGCCAAGACAUGGUCGAAGAUGAUCGAAGAAAAAAUCCCCAAAAUCAUCCCCAGAACACCCAUCAGAACGCCUCCCGGCGAGCCGGAAUCGAUCAAUGCGUGGGAAUUGAUGGAAGGUUUGGAUGAUACAAGCCCACUCCGACCAAAAUCCGCCGCGAAUCACAUCCGUAGCUUCUCCUUUCAUGUUAAUCCCAAUUCCUUUACAUCCUUCGGUGAAUCUACAACAGAAUUCCCAGAACAAGAUCGACAAACUGAAAUCUCCGGCAAACCACUAUGUCUACCAAUACCAGAGAACAACUCCUCAGAUUCGAAUUCCCUUUUCGAUUCAAACGACACAUCGGUGGCAUCGGAUUUUGAUACUGAGGUAAUUUCUUCAUUCAGAAAAUCACUAGAGUUGCUACCUCCGGCGAACCCAUUUCACCUAAAGCCAUCGAUCGACGAGAAGGAUCCGCCGUCCUCAGACGGCUACGGUGAUGAUGAUUCGUUGGACAUAACGAAUUCCAAGAAAUCUUUACAAAACGGCUUUUUCGGUGAUGGUAAAAACAUCAGUCCUCCACGUGUCCAAGAAAAGUUAGUUUUGUACUUCACUAGCUUACGAGGAGUUAGGAAGACGUACGAGGAUUGCUGCCAUGUCAGACACAUCUUAAAGGCAACCGGAGUUCGUGUUGACGAGCGUGAUGUAUCGAUGCAUUCGGGUUUCAAGGAGGAAUUGAAAGAAUUAUUAGGUGGUUUUAUUGGUGGUGGAUUGCCUAAAGUCUUCAUCGGAAAUAAAUGUAUUGGUGGUGCUGCUGAAAUCCGGCGAUUACAUGAAGAUGGGCAACUUGAGAAGGCGUUGGAAAGUUGUGAAAUGAUGGAUGGCGGUGGCUAUGUCGGUGGUGGUGGAGUUGGUGGCUGUGAGGCUUGCGGUGAUAUUAGAUUUUUACCAUGUGAGACGUGUUCUGGUAGCUGUAAGAUUUAUUAUGACGAUGAUUCUGAUAAUGAUGAAGUAGAUGAUGAAGAAAAAGAAGAAAAUGAUUAUGGGUUUCAAAGAUGCCCCGAUUGCAAUGAAAAUGGACUAAUUAGAUGUCCAGUUUGUUGUGAUUAACUUUCACAGUGACAAUUUUUCAUGAAUUUUUGAUUGUAUAGUGGGCAUUUUUUUUUUUUUUUCCAUGAAGAAUUAUAUUGAAAACAAGAUUUAUAAAUUUUCAUUUUGUAUUGAUUUUUUUUUUCUUUUUUACAUUUUUAAUGUAAGAGAGGUGAGUUUUACUUGUUAUUGUCGAGUUUGAAACUCUAUUAAGAAUUUCCGUGUUCUUGACUUGUGCAAAAUAAA